AUGGUGUUCUUCUGUGCCUCAUGCGGCCAUUUUUGUGUGAUCGCCUGCAUAAGCGCCCAGGCGUAUCUUUUAACACCGUUCUCAUUCCUGUCACGAAACCGCAUUGAUGCUUGCGUAGUCCUAGUCAACUCCAUCAAGCCAAAUCUAAAUCGCCCUCGCCAAGCACCGUCAGACUACACCAUCAUCUACUCCAAAACUUUUACUGUUUAUCGUCAUUUGUGUGACCACACUCAAACCUAUACUCAAACUUUCGGAAAAUUUUUAAUGGGAGCUUUAGGUCUGGCACGAUCUAGUCAACUGGGACCACGCGGGCGUUCUCACAACUGGCAGAAGGAAUUGGGCCUCCGAAAAUCGAACGAGUUGUGCCUCGCGGAGCAAAAGGCAGACUUGGACGCAAGGUACAAGACCGCAAACUAUGGGCGCAAACAUCGGGAUCGAUCCUAUAUCCAUUCUGCCACCUAUUCAGAGAUGAUCCUUAGCCUGUGGGUUCCACAUCGUAGGCAUACUUGGGUGUCAAGUUAUGACAAGGUCAGACGGUUGCACUCCUGCGCGGCCAAAGGACCGACAUGCCAUCUAUUCUCGAUCAAAGCAUUACUUGUUCGCAAUUUAGGUGGACGUGUCUACAGCGUCCUGUCAACACUGGAUAUCGAGCUUAUUCUUUCUUUUGCUCUUCAUGUAUCCACCAUAGAAGGAGUAAGUGGGGGUAUUCGUUCCGAUUAUCUUGGAACAGGCUACAACUUUUAUAAUAUCCUCUUUCUCCAAGACAUGGGAGGUGAUCGAUAUCAACGUGUAGGUGUGGGGACAGUCUUUGAUAAGGACAUUUUCGUACGACCUGCAUUCUACGGGAUUUAUCUAUGCGAAUUUCUAGAGCUAAAUGUUUCUCUACUUUACGAUAUUUCGCUGGACCAUAAGCGAGUGUCGGACGACUACUGGAUUGAACGACAAUUAGUAAUGCUACCGGAACGGAGAUAA
Messenger RNA from Lindgomyces ingoldianus, 972 nucleotides. RefSeq lists its product as uncharacterized. Bases 1 to 972 code for a protein of 323 amino acids. The transcript has 10 exons. NCBI's taxonomy places the organism in Eukaryota, Fungi, Ascomycota, Dothideomycetes, Pleosporales, Lindgomycetaceae. The record is from RefSeq and is a predicted model, not a curated record.